Molecule: messenger RNA, 1950 nt
Organism: Durusdinium trenchii
Lineage: Eukaryota; Dinophyceae; Suessiales; Symbiodiniaceae
Source: the annotation of a GenBank genome assembly
AUGAACAUGGGGAUGGGCCACGAGGUCUUCAGCUACUUCGUUCCCCGCAAGAAGCGUUAUGAAGGUGAACUUCUUGGCCCUCUAAGGUGCCAUCCCACUCGACUCAAUGGACCCGUGCCACUCUUGGCGUCACAGAUUCAUCUCAAGGCAGGUCACAGCGUCUCGGUGAUGGAAUCCAACCUCCUUCAGGCUCCUCUCCAUUGCCACGAGGUCACCGACAGUCGUCGUUUCUUGUUGAUCUGGAACGGCGAGGAUGAGAAAAGAACCGAUAGAGAAAAGAACGGCCCAAAGGGCCAGACUGCUCAGGUGUCGCAACUCUACUUGCGUCCGUUGUCCCGGAUUUGCGUUGUUGGGCAAGUUGAACCCAUACGGCUCGUGCAAGCUCCCACGUCGCGCGAGUGUGCACAGAUGAGGUCCAGCUGCAUCCGUCACAUGUUACAUCAUGCUCAGGGAAGAUGGUUGAAAGAUUUCAAAGGGGACUUGGGCGAUGAUGAGGUGGAUGAGGGUGAGCAGACGACGAGGGCCUUACGGCAAAACAUUUUGCCAUGCAUCUCCAAAUGGUUUCCAGAUCAGGCCAGUCUAGUCAGAGCGGAGUUUAAAGAAUCAAGAGGUUUGGAUGCUCGUUAUGAUCUGCCGGAGUCCGUGUGUUUGCUGGAGUCCAUGCGCAGGGGUGAAGAACGGCUGCGAAUGCUUGGAAUUGACCACUUGUAUCAUUUCGAUUCGCAGCUGAUGAAGGCACUUCAGGAUUUGGAAGAGCUGGAGCGCAGGAGAAAAGGAGAGCAAGACGUGCUACGCGCCAGAUGGGCUUUAGAACAGCUUCAGCUGGCACCUUGGAACUUGGCCAGCCGAUAUGCCAGCUUUCGGAAGAAGAAGGGUAGCCUCUUGGCCAUUGCAGGCCCAGGCGAUCCCAGCAAUGGACGUCUGGAAGGUAUCAGCUUUUUGCCCCUUCUGGUGAAACAAUUAGGUGACUGCUUGGCACUCGCGAAAUUGUGCUUGGAGAAGGAUGGUGGCCUCUGUCUCAGGCUGAAGCAGCUUGGCUUCAGUGACGAGAGGAUCGAAGCUUUAGGACGAUGGGAUCGGAUAGCUCUCCUUUGCACCAAGCUGGGUCGAGAGGAGAAGGAUUCGCAAGUGUCCUGCGUGACAGGCUGGAGCAGAGUGACUUUGCCAAACCCAAAGCAGGCGACGGCGGAAUUGCGCCAGAGACACGAUCGACUUCUACAAGAUGCCUUCCAUCGGCAGCUCUUGGUCUUGGCUGGCCCAGCCACCACACCCACACCAGCCGUACCUGCGCUAGCAGGCGGCGAGGGUCAGAAAGAUGUGGACAUCCCAGAUGCAGAAGCAGCAGAAGCGGCCUUGAUUGAAGCCUUGGAAGAUUCGCCAAAGGAACCAGUCAAAUCUCCUGAAGCUCGUGAAGAAAGUGAUGACGAUAAGAUGGAAAUGCAACGUUUUCGUGACCAAAUUGGCAUCAAACCGAAGACCUCUGUGUCCACAGCUGCAACCUCUUCGACUGCUAGCGCAGCUGCCAGCGCAGCCACGCAGAUGCAGUCGAAGCCCGUGAAGAUGCUGAAGGUCGUGAGCAUGUCCUGGGGAGCUCUGGGACACGAGCCACAGGAGCGCGUGCUCUACGUCUUCGGCGAAGAGAACAUUCGGCUUUACAAGCAGUUGAGAGGUGAGCCUGGUGAGAAGAGUGAGAAGAGUGAAAGGCUCGGAAGGAGCGAACAUGAAAGCCAAGUGGUACGUCAGGCCAAGCCGGGCACGUCAGGCCGCAGCAACCUGUCCCGAGCGAGUGACUGCAGCGCAACGAAAAGAGAUGAUGAACGUGAAAGCCAGUUAGCCCGAGGCCUAAAGGCUACCAUGCCAGGCCAGGCCAAACCUCGCCUUUUAAAGCGCACCAAAUCUGUGAUCACAGAGAUGAGUGAUUCCAACAAAGUUUCGAAGCUUUCUAGUUGA